Molecule: messenger RNA, 6318 nt
Organism: Closterium sp. Naga37s-1
Lineage: Eukaryota; Viridiplantae; Streptophyta; Zygnematophyceae; Desmidiales; Closteriaceae
Source: the annotation of a GenBank genome assembly
AUGCUCGCUCUCUUCCUUCUGCUCGCUCUCUUCCUUCUGCUCGCUCUCUUCCUUCUGCUCGCUCUCUUCCUUCUGCUCGCUCUCUUCCUUCUGCUCGCUCUCUAUCCUUCUGCUCGCUCUCUUCCCUUCUGCUCGCUCUCUUCCUUCUGCUCGCCUCUCUCCUUCUGCUCGCUCUCUUCCUUCUGCUCGCUCUCUUCCUUUCUGCUCGCUCUCUUCCUUCUGCUCGCUCUCUUCCUUCUGCUCGCUCUCUUCCCUUCUGCUCGCUCUCUUCCUUCUGCUCGCUCUCUUCCUUCUGCUCGCUCUCUUCCUUCUGCUCGCUCUCUUCCUUCUGCUCGCUCUCUUCCUUCUGCUCGCUCUCUUCCUUCUGCUCGCUCUCUUCCUUCUGCUCGCUCUCUUCCUUCUGCUCGCUCUCUUCCUUCUGCUCGCUCUCUUCCUUCUGCUCGCUCUCUUCCUUCUGCUCGCUCUCUUCCUUCUGCUCGCUCUCUUCCUUCUGCUCGCUCUCUUCCUUCUGCUCGCUCUCUUCCUUCUGCUCGCUCUCUUCCUUCUGCUCGCUCUCUUCCUUCUGCUCGCUCUCUUCCUUCUGCUCGCUCUCUUCCUUCUGCUCGCUCUCUUCCUUCUGCUCGCUCUCUUCCUUCUGCUCGCUCUCUUCCUUCUGCUCGCUCUCUUCCUUCUGCUCGCUCUCUUCCUUCUGCUCGCUCUCUUCCUUCUGCUCGCUCUCUUCCUUCUGCUCGCUCUCUUCCUUCUGCUCGCUCUCUUCCUUCUGCUCGCUCUCUUCCUUCUGCUCGCUCUCUUCCUUCUGCUCGCUCUCUUCCUUCUGCUCGCUCUCUUCCUUCUGCUCGCUCUCUUCCUUCUGCUCGCUCUCUUCCUUCUGCUCGCUCUCUUCCUUCUGCUCGCUCUCUUCCUUCUGCUCGCUCUCUUCCUUCUGCUCGCUCUCUUCCUUCUGCUCGCUCUCUUCCUUCUGCUCGCUCUCUUCCUUCUGCUCGCUCUCUCUUCCUUCUGCUCGCUCUCUCCUUCUGCUCGCUCUCUUCCUUCUGCUCCGCUCUCUUCCUUCUGCUCGCUCUCUUCCUUCUGCUCGCUCUCUUCUUCUGCUCGCUCUCUUCCUUCUGCUCGCUCUCUUCCUUGCUGCUCGCUCUCUUCCUUCUGCUCGCUCUCUUCCUUCUGCUCGCUCUCUUCCUUCUGCUCGCUCUCUUCCUUCUGCUCGCUCUCUUCCUUCUGCUCGCUCUCUUCCUUCUGCUCGCUCUCUUCCUUCUGCUCGCUCUCUUCCUUCUGCUCGCUCUCUCCUUCUGCUCGCUCUCUCCUUCUGCUCGCUCUCUUCCUUCUGCUCGCUCUCUUCCUUCUGCUCGCUCUCUUCCUUCUGCUCGCUCUCUUCCUUCUGCUCGCUCUCUUCCUUCUGCCUCGCUCUCUUCCUUCUGCUCGCUCUCUUCCUUCUGCUCGCUCUCUUCCUUCUGCUCGCUCUCUUCCUUCUGCUCGCUCUCUUCCUUCUGCUCGCUCUCUUCCUUCUGCUCGCUCUCUUCCUUCUGCUCGCUCUCUUCCUUCUGCUCGCUCUCUUCCUUCUGCUCGCUCUCUUCCUUCUGCUCGCUCUCUUCCUUCUGCUCGCUCUCUUCCUCUGCUCGCUCUCUUCCUUCUGCUCGCUCUCUUCCUCUGCUCUCUCUCUUCCUUCUGCUCGCCUCUCUUCCUUCUGCUCGCUCUCUUCCUUCUGCUCGCUCUCUUCCUUCUGCUCGCUCUCUUCCUUCUGCUCGCUCUCUUCCUUCUGCUCGCUCUCUUCCUUCUGCUCGCUUCUUCCCUUCUGCUCGCUCUCUUCCUUCUGCUCGCUCUCUUCCUUUCUGCUCGCUCUCUUCCUUCUGCUCGCUCUCUUCCUUCUGCUCGCUCUCUUCCCUUCUGCUCGCUCUCUUCCUUCUGCUCGCUCUCUUCCUCUGCUCGCUCUCUUCCUUCUGCUCGCUCUCUUCCUUCUGCUCGCUCUCUUCCUUCUGCUCGCUCUCUUCCUUCUGCUCGCUCUCUUCCUUUGCUCGCUCUCUUCCUUCUGCUCGCUCUCUUCCUUCUGCUCGCUCUCUUCCUUCUGCUCGCUCUCUUCCUUCUGCUCGCUCUCUUCCUUCUGCUCGCUCUCUUCCUUCUGCUCUGCUCGCUCUCUUCCUCUGCUCGCUCUCUUCCUUCUGCUCGCCUCUUCCUUCUGCUCGCUCUCUUCCUUCUGCUCGCUCUCUUCCUUCUGCUCGCUCUCUUCCUUCUGCUCGCUCUCUUCCUUCUGCUCGCUCUCUUCCUUCUGCUCGCUCUCUUCCUUCUGCUCGCUCUCUUCUUCUUCUGCUCGCUCUCUUCCUUCUGCUCGCUCUCUUCCUUCUGCUCGCUCUCUUCCUUCUGCUCGCUCUCUUCCUUCUGCUCGCUCUCUUCCUUCUGCUCGCUCUCUUCCUUCUGCUCGCUCUCUUCCUUCUGCUCGCUCUCUUCCUUCUGCUCGCUCUCUUCCUUCUGCUCGCUCUCUCUUCCUUCUGCUCGCUCUCUUCCUUCUGCUCGCUCUCUUCCUUCUGCUCGCUCUCUCGCUCGCUCUCUUCCUUCUGCUCGCUCUCUUCCUUCUGCUCGCUCUCUUCCUUCUGCUCGCUCUCUUCCUUCUGCUCGCUCUCUUCCUUCUGCUCGCUCUCUUCCUUCUGCUCGCUCUCUUCCUUCUGCUCGCUCUCUUCCUUCUGCUCGCUCUCUUCCUUCUGCUCGCUCUCUUCCUUCUGCUCGCUCUCUUCCUUCUGCUCGCUCUCUUCCUUCUGCUCGCUCUCUUCCUUCUGCUCGCUCUCUUCCUUCUGCUCGCUCUCUUCCUUCUGCUCGCUCUCUUCCUUCUGCUCGCUCUCUUCCUUCUGCUCGCUCUCUUCCUUCUGCUCGCUCUCUUCCUUCUGCUCGCUCUCUUCCUUCUGCUCGCUCUCUUCCUUCUGCUCGCUCUCUUCCUUCUGCUCGCUCUCUUCCUUCUGCUCGCUCUCUUCCUUCUGCUCGCUCUCUUCCUUCUGCUCGCUCUCUUCCUUCUGCUCGCUCUCUUCCUUCUGCUCGCUCUCUUCCUUCUGCUCGCUCUCUUCCUUCUGCUCGCUCUCUUCCUUCUGCUCGCUCUCUUCCUUCUGCUCGCUCUCUUCCUUCUGCUCGCUCUCUUCCUUCUGCUCGCUCUCUUCCUCUGCUCGCUCUCUUCCUUCUGCUCGCUCUCUUCCUUCUGCUCGCUCUCUUCCUUCUGCUCGCUCUCUUCCUUUCUGCUCGGCUCUCUUCCUUCUGCUCGCUUCUUCCUUCUGCUCGCUCUCUUCCUUCUGCUCGCAUCUCUUCCUUCUGCUCGCUUCUUCCUUCUGCUCGCUCUCUUCUUCUGCCGCUCUCUUCCUUCUGCUCGCUCUCUUCCUUCUGCUCGCUCUCUCCCUUCUGCUCGCUCUCUUCCUUCUGCUCGCUCUCUUCCUUCUGCUCGCUCUCUUCCUUCUGCUCGCUCUCUUCCUUCUGCUUCGCUCUCUUCCUUCUGCUCGCUCUCUUCCUUCUGCUCGCUCUCUUCCUUCUGCUCGCUCUCUUCCUUCUGCUCGCCUCUUCUUCCUUCUGCUCGCUCUCUUCCUUCUGCUCGCUCUCUUCCUUAUCUGCUCGCUCUCUUCCUUCUGCUCGCUCUCUUCCUUCUGCUCGCUCUCUUCCUUCUGCUCGCUCUCUUCCUUCUGCUCGCUCUCUUCCUUCUGCUCGCUCUCUUCCUUCUGCUCGCUCCUCUUCCUUCUGCUCGCUCUCUUCCUUCUGCUCGCUCUCUUCCUUCUGCUCGCUCUCUUCCUUCUGCUCGCUCUCUUCCUUCUGCUCGCUCUCUUCCUUCUGCUCGCUCUCUUCCUUCUGCUCGCUCUCUUCCUUCUGCUCGCUCUCCUUCCUUCUGCUCCGCUCUCUUGCCCUUCUGGCUCUCUCCUUCUGCUCGCUCUCUUCCUUCUGCUCGCUCUCUUCCUUCUGCUCGCUCUCUUCCUUCUGCUCGCUCUCUUCCUUCUGCUCGCUCUCUUCCUUCUGCUCGCUCUCUUCCUUCUGCUCGCUCUCUUACUUCUGCUCGCUCUCUUCCUUCUGCUCGCUCUCUUCCUUCUGCUCGCUCUCUUCCUUCUGCUCGCAUCUCUUCCUUCCUGCUCGCUCUCUUCCUUCUGCUCGCUCUCUUCCUUCUGCUCGCUCUCUUCCUUCUGCUCGCUCUCUUCCUUCUGCUCGCUCUCUUCUCUUCCUUCUGCUCGCUCUCUUCCUUCUGCUCGCUCUCUUCCUUCUGCUCGCUCUCUUCCUUCUGCUCGCUCUCUCCCUUCUGCUCGCUCUCUUCCUUCUGCUCGCUCUCUUCCUUCUGCUCGCUCUCUUCCUUCUGCUCGCUCUCUUCCUUCUGCUCGCUCUCUUCCUUCUGCUCGCUCUCUUCCUUCUGCUCGCUCUCUUCCUUCUGCUCGCUCUCUUCCUUCUGCUCGCUCUCUUCCUUCUGCUCGCUCUCUUCCUUCUGCUCGCUCUCUUCCUUCUGCUCGCUCUCUUCCUUCUGCUCGCUCUCUUCCUUCUGCUCGCUCUCUUCCUUCUGCUCGCUCUCUUCCUUCUGCUCGCUCUCUUCCUUCUGCUCGCUCUCUUCCUUCUGCUCGCUCUCUUCCUUCUGCUCGCUCUCUUCCUUCUGCUCGCUCUCUUCCUUCUGCUCGCUCUCUUCCUUCUGCUCGCUCUCUUCCUUCUGCUCGCUCUCUUCCUUCUGCUCGCUCUCUUCCUUCUGCUCGCUCUCUUCCUUCUGCUCGCUCUCUUCCUUCUGCUCGCUCUCUUCCUUCUGCUCGCUCUCUUCCUUCUGCUCGCUCUCUUCCUUCUGCUCGCUCUCUUCCUUCUGCUCGCUCUCUUCCUUCUGCUCGCUCUCUUCCUUCUGCUCGCUCUCUUCCUUCUGCUCGCUCUCUUCCUUCUGCUCGCUCUCUUCCUUCUGCUCGCUCUCUUCCUUCUGCUCGCUCUCUUCCUUCUGCUCGCUCUCUUCCUUCUGCUCGCUCUCUUCCUUCUGCUCGCUCUCUUCCUUCUGCUCGCUCUCUUCCUUCUGCUCGCUCUCUUCCUUCUGCUCGCUCUCUUCCUUCUGCUCGCUCUCUUCCUUCUGCUCGCUCUCUUCCUUCUGCUCGCUCUCUUCCUUCUGCUCGCUCUCUUCCUUCUGCUCGCUCUCUUCCUUCUGCUCGCUCUCUUCCUUCUGCUCGCUCUCUUCCUUCUGCUCGCUCUCUUCCUUCUGCUCGCUCUCUUCCUUCUGCUCGCUCUCUUCCUUCUGCUCGCUCUCUUCCUUCUGCUCGCUCUCUUCCUUCUGCUCGCUCUCUUCCUUCUGCUCGCCUCUCUUCCUUCGCUCGCUCCUUCCCGGCUCGCUCUCUCCUUCUGCUCCUCUCCUCUUUCCUUCUGCUCGCUCUCUUCCUUCUGCUCGCUCUCUUCCUUCUGCUCGCUCUCUUCCUUCUGCUCUCGCUCUCCCCUUCCUCCCUCAACCCCGCUCCUCCCCCAUAUCUGAGCCCACCCCACUUCCCCCCUCCCCUCUUAUGCUCCAUCUUGAACAACGAGGUGCUACUGAACGAGAUCGCAGUCAGCCGCUUCCCCUUCGGUCCACAAGGCCAGCCAGUCGCAGCGUGUGUGGUGUUCCGGUCGCUGCUGCACUGGCGCACGUUCCAGGCGGAGAAGACCAACGCGUUUGACCGCAUCAUCGAGACCUUCCAGAUGGUCUCGCGCUCCGAUGACAUGAGCACGCUCAGUUACUGGCUCAGCAACCACGUUGUACUUCUGUACCUCGUGCAGGUGGGUGCUGUGGGAGAAAGGGGGACGGGAGAAGGGUGGUGGGUGCUGGGGGGGAUGGGAGGGAAGGUGGCACGCAGGGGAGGUGCUACUGUGUGGCGCAGCGAGUACAAGCUCUACGUGACCAUCGUGCUGCUCUACCGGGGCACCCUGAAGCCAGCAGCAACGCUCGCCGUCGUCAACGCCACGUCAGCUCAAACCACCAAGAUCCUGCUGGACUGCACGUGGACGCAGCCCAGGCCCAGCGUGCAGCUGUGCGAGUGGCUCAAUGACCUCCCUGUUACUGCCACCCCCACCCCCACACCUCCUGCUGACUCUGCCCCUACCUCCGCGCCUGACUCUUCUCCCACCUCUGCUCCUGAUUCUGCUCCUAACGUUACUCCUAACACUGCUCCAAACUCUGCUUCUGACUCUUCUCCUAACUCUCCUGAUUCUGCUCCUGACUCCCCUUUGGAUGCGGCCAAGAGCAUGCGUGCGGUGGCCUUUCCAGGCUCGCUCACGGUGGUGGCCCUGCCAGUCAUGAACAUAGUGGUCAAGGCGGUGUACAAGAUGCAGGUGGGGUCGGAAGGGGGGGAUUCUGCUGAAGCCGUGCUGCACUAUGCGCAGUGA